This is a messenger RNA of Ictidomys tridecemlineatus (thirteen-lined ground squirrel), 5149 nucleotides long. The record is from RefSeq and is a predicted model, not a curated record. NCBI's taxonomy places the organism in Eukaryota, Metazoa, Chordata, Mammalia, Rodentia, Sciuridae.
UGUCUGGUGGAUCUCAUGCCUUUCCAGCUGUGGUCCUGCUGCUGGAUGUGGGAGGCUUUGGCUGCACUUGGCUUGGCUGGCUUUGUUGAGACAGGAAUCGCUGUCUCUGGAGAUGCUCCCCUGAGGCACAGGACACUCCUGGCAGCUACUGGAGAGGAGACUGGUCUGAGGGUUGUGGAGGCCUCCUCGCUAAGCUGGGGCACCAGGGUGAAGGGCUUCAUCGCGUGUUUUGCUGUCGGGAUUCUCUGCUCCCUGCUGGGGACUCUGCUGCUGUGGGUGCCCAAGAAGGGACUAACCCUCUUCGCGGUCUUUUACACCUUUGGUAACAUCGCAUCCAUUGGGAGUACCAUCUUCCUCAUGGGGCCCCUGAAGCAGCUGAAGCGCAUGUUCGAGCCAACGCGUCUGAUCGCAACCAUCCUGGUGCUGCUGUGCUUCGCCCUCACCCUGUGUUCUGCCUUUUGGUGGCACAACAAGGGACUGGCGCUCAUCUUCUGCAUCCUGCAGUCCUUGUCCUUGACGUGGUACAGCCUUUCCUUCAUACCAUUUGCAAGGGAUGCUGUGAAGAAGUGUUUUGCCGUGUGUCUUGCGUGAGCUCUGGAAGGCACCGGGCGUGGAAGCUGGUGGACAUCUUUGUAAAUAGCCCCCAAACCUGUGUCUGUGAGACACGUGCCUUCAUCCCACAGUCUCAACCCUUGAGGGUUUGCCUUUGGAAGCGGUCAUGCUCCCACCCUGAAGCUGUGGCACAGAGUCAGAGGUGGGUUCCGCACCUCGAGCAGCCGAGUCUUCCUCUCACACCUGUUCCUCUUUGGAUGCUGACCCACGGAAUUCCCCUAAAUAAAAAAUCCUGGUUAAACGUCAGCAGAUGAGCCCGGGGGAGGCCCUGGAGGGAGGCCGGGACAGAAUGGCGGGGCCCACGAGGCCUUUGCAGACUUGUCCCUCCGCCCGGGGCCUGGUGCUGCUGCCUCCCCCAGCAUGGACUGGCUUCUGCCCUGGGAACCCAGAUGGGUGUUCUGUGCUACCUGGGUCCUGGCGAGCCUGGCCGUGGAGGGGAGUGGGGCCCCUUCUGGCGAGACGCGCUGCUGCCUCCCAGACCUGGGCACUCCUGCUGUUGUGCAGCGCCUGGCUGUGGAACGACUUCUCCUGCGUCUGGUGCAGACUCCUGGUCUCCGGGGUCCCCUGUCCCCCAGCUCGCUUCUGUCCUCACGACUAAUAGCACCAGGUGGAGGGAGAGCAGCAGCAGUACAAAGCCUGCCGCGUCCUGUGGACGGGGGCUGGCUGCUUCCUGCUGUAUCUUUUCUUGAUUAUUCCGAGGUGUUUGCUUUUAAGUUGAUUUUAUUUUCUGUCCGUCCCUGCAGUGGGGCCGGGGCAGAGCGGCUGAGAUGAAGACUCCUGCUGGGAGGGCAGGAGGCCGGCAUGCCUGCCCAGCCACCCUCACGCGGUCCCUGCAUUGGCGCUCAGCAGUGCUGGGGCACUGGGAGGACACGGGGCUGUAGGUGAUCAGGCCUGGCUCACACCCAGCCACGUGCAGUGUGCUGCCAUGUUGGUGGGGCUUUCUGGUCCUCAGGGGGCUUGUGAGCAGCAGGCCUGUCUCCCCUGUGCAGCUGGGAAGCUGGACCAGCCUCCACCUCCCCGACCUCCUAGGACUCGCCCUGCCUUCUUCAGCCUGGCUCCUGCUCCCGGGCUCCAGUGUCUUAUGCCACCAGUGCCGUCUCCUGCCUGCCACACCCCGUCCUUUGUGACCGUCUCCUCCUGGAUCUCUAGGGCGUUUGCUAGUCCCUGGUGUACCCUCUCAGCUGCUCUGUGCCACCUGACCAUCAGCAGGGCCUGUCUUGAUCAGCCGGAGUCCUGGCACCCCAGGACCUGCAGGCCCACCCUCAAAUGAAGGCUCUCUGUGCUCCAGCACCUCCACACCAAAGGCAGUGGCCACUGGCUGGCUGUUGCUUGGGGCAGUGAGCUCAGGCUGCCUGGCUUCUGCCUGUGGCUGGAGAGGUCAGAGCAGGGGCGACGGCAGAGGCAGGCCAUCUUGCAGGCCCUUCCCACUGCUGUCCUCCACCUGCCCUGAGCCAGGAGCGGAGACACGUGCUACCCUCUGGCUUUUGUGGGGUGUAUUCAUGUCCCAGUUCUUCUGGGAGACCUGAAGAAGGACAUGGGGAGGUUGGGGUCUUCUCUUAUAGGUGAUGUGAGAUAUGGGGUUGGCCUCAGUGGGCUGGAGUGAGGACCCCUCCUUGCCCUUUCUGAGAUGCCUUUCAAGGUGUCACCCGGCUGUCUAGCACAGUGGCAGUGGAUGCAGCUUAGAAGUCACAGGGGUCUGGUGUGAGCUGGGCUAGUCACAGACCAGUGUGCUGUUGACCGGGUUGUGUAUGGUGUCCUUCUCCGUCUGUCUGUGUACACAGGGCCAGGACGAUGCUUCCUGCUGAGCAUUGUAGGAUGCUGGAGGGAGGUGUGGCAGGGCCCAGCUGGGUUGAGCCCCCUCUGUGAAGGGCAGGUGUCACUGUUGAAUCUGAGGAAUGAAUACUGGUGACCCUGGUAGUGGCAGGGUGCCCAUGUGGCCAUGAGCUUAUCUGACUGACACUUGGUACUAUGUGUCCUCUCACUGAGGUGCACAGUGGCUGUUGCUGUUGUUCCCAUGAUGACAGAGAAGCAGCAGCUCCGGGGACAGUCCCACCUCCCACCGGGGCACCAGGGGCACCAGGGCAGGUCCUGGGCCAAGGCCUGGCAGGAGCCAGGCUUCUCCCUAACCGCCAUGGCCGUGGCUGGUUUGCCCAGACAGCCCCAUGAGAGCGCUGAGCAGCUUUUGGACGUGCUGCCUCCCGGACCUGCAGACUCACCCCCGACUUUUCCUGCGGUGCCUCCUUGUUUGUUUGCUUUUGUUUGGAGGAAGAAACCCACUUCCCCUCUGCUGCCAUCUGUACCAAGCCCCCAUGUGGGUGGAAACAACCCAGCGGGCGAGGCGGAGGUUCACAGUUGGGUUGUAGCCUGAGGCUCGUCGUGGACUUAUUUGCUCCCUGCUCUGGUCCCUGCCCCCUUCACUGCUGGGCAGAAGAGGCACCGCUGCAUUUGAGGAGUGGGGGCCAUCCAGGUGGUUCUCCUGUGGUGGCCAUGCUUGCUUAUUCAGGCUGUGCUCUGUGAGCGCUGCACGGGGAGGGGCUCUGCCCUGCAGACCAAGUGCCCUAGGCCCCGUCUCCUGCUCCAGGCUCUGAGGCUGCCUGUUCCGUACCAGGCAAGGAAGGCUCAAGUCCCUGCUCCCGCCUCUGUCUCGCAGGAGGGGCCUUGGCUCUCCUCCUCUGAGUGGCUGCUGAGCAGACGCGGCGUGUUCCCUGGGUGACUUCCCAGUGCUGGAGUUGGACCCAGCACACUCGUACGGUGACUCGUGGCUCAUCAGCCCCUGUGCCACUUCCCUCUGCCAAUCACUGCAUGCCAAGGGAGCCGGAAACAAUGGAAUUACCUUUUGAUUCUUUCACAGACAGAAAAAUUAGCAAGUGGGCCUCACCUUGAGAAAGGUGUGGGGUCCAGUGUGGCAUCCGCUUCUGAUGGCCCUGUGAACAGGGCAGGAGCCACAGUGUCCGAGAAGAGCUAGAGCAAGGCCCUGAGGCUGUGGGCUCCCGUUCCCGUGGGACAGCCUGCGCCAGGCCUCCCUGGUCUCUCAGAUGACGUCUGACCAGAGUCACCUGAUUUACAACAUAAUCUAAAACCUCAUUUGAGCACAUAAAAAAAAAAAAUUCAACUGUUCAAAGGUACACGAAACCAUUUACUAGAGCUUUUGGCAUAGUUUUAAAAAUUUACACAUCUAAGAUAUUUAUUUUUUUGUAAUUUUGACACAUGCAAGAGUUUACAGAUAGUAUUUUUUAAAAAGCAAAUUGUCCCUCAACUCAAAUUAAAUACAGAUCUGUUUGUUUAACCCCUGAAACCUGCCCCCCCCCCAAACACCAAACAACCUAGAGGUCUAGAUUUUGCUGGAGAGGUUGGUUCGGAGGCCAUCCAUCAAGGUACUUUCCAACUCGGAAUUCUGUGCAGUCCUGGAACCCAGUAUUUUUGGUCUGGUGAAGAGGAAAGUGCAGGGGAUUCAUGGGACCUGGGUCCACUCAGGACGUUCAGUUGCACUUAGGUAUUUCUUGAUGCGGGGAUGAUGCUCCGCAGCCCUCCCAGCCUGACCUGGAGCGAGACCCUGGUUAGUCGGGUUCCGUGGCAGUCAGGUGAGGGCCGGCAGCCUUUCCAGCAGGAGCUGGUAGUGACCCCAGGCUUCAAAGCUGCUUUCUAUAGACAGGCCGAUGGGCAACCAGGGAAGCAGCCGGUGCACAGCAGCAGCUAUGCUGGGGAAUGGGGUCAGUGCACACAGCGCAACAGUGAGGAUGUGUGUGUUCCCAACACGACAGCACUGCGUUUGAUAAGCAGCCACAGAGCCAAAACAGCAGCAGCAAAAGCACAAAUGGUCCCCAAUGUCAACAGGCCGGAUGUCCGGGCAGAGCAUCUCUGUGAGGUCUUUAGAGGGCAAAUGGAGGCUGGCGCUGGGCCAGUUUGCUGUGCCUGUCGAGGGUCCUGCUACAACAGGAAAUGAGUCUACAUUGGACUUUGGGAUCUUUCUGCUAUGAAAAGUAUUCAUUUUGCCUUUUUCUAUGUAUUUGCUUGACUUACUUAGCAACCUUGAAUAAGGAAAGGAAAAAGAUAAAACCCUCUGAACUCUGAUCUUUUGCUGUUUGUGUAGAUUCUGGAUGUGAAGUUGGGACUGAGGGUGUUCAGAUGCCUAUGGUGAGGGCUCGGGUGUGGCGCAGCGGUAGAGCACUUGCCUGCGCCAGACGCUGGAUCAGCUCCCAGCACCACCAAAAAAAAAAAACCCUCAAAAACCUUUGGUGAAUUUGUACGCCUCAGAACACUGCUACAUGCCUGUUCUAACACGAUGAGCUUUUAGAAAACUUUGUUACAACAUGAAUCAGUUUUUUAUAAUUGUACAGCUACAACUAAUUUUGAAUGCUACUUAUUGAUAACUGAAUUUUUGUAUCCAAAAACAUAUUCUUGGGAAUCUAUUUCAUAUAAUAUUGUUUUCUUUUGACUAACCUAUUUUAGAGAGAGAGUGUCGCUGGUAACUAAACUCUUUCCUCUUCCUCCUGUCACAGUUAUCAUUCCCCAAUAAAUGGUAGUGUGAUGAUCUUAA